AUGGCUGGGAGCUCGCCCGCGUCCACGCCCAAGCGCAAGCGUGGCGAGGCGCUCCCGGUCACCCCCGUCAAAUUCUCCUUCGACAUGUCACAAAGGGAGCGACCGGGGGAUCGCAGCGACAGCCCAAGGUCCAUGGUUGCCCGCCGCUUCCGCGGCCUCGUGCUGGACGGCGAUGGUGGGGGUGGGGGAGGCAGUGGGGUUGACGCUGACGUCGACGACACCGACGUCAACCACCAUGAUGGCAUAUUUUCGGAUGUCGAUGCCAGGAAGCGGCAUAGAGCUGCCCCCGCGGAGCCUGUGAUUUCGGAAUCAACCUGCAUGCCCGCAUCCGAUGUCGCCAUUCCAUCGACGGAGCCUGCAGAGGGAAGUCCGACCCCGGAGAGGUGGAUGCCCGUCGUCGACCACCCAGCAGACCAUGGAAUUCCCGGGAGGAAACGAACAGGCACGCCCCCGCUGCGGCUCAAGAAGUCGCCGGCCAAAGAGCACCUCCCGACCGAGGCCGAGUUGUCGGUGGCUGACCCCGUUCGUGCCGCCCUGACGUGGCACGAGGACGAAAUCACCAUCUACGAUGCCAACGACGCCGACGACGACGGCACCGGCAUCAACGGCGUCGGCUUCAAGCCCACCCCGGCCAUGGCACAGGCUCGAGCUCUCAAGAGGCGCCAACAGUUGGCCGAGUACCGGAGGCGAGAGGAGAACGAGGCCCGCGCGAGGCGCAGCCAGAGACGCCGACAGCAUUCGCCGUCGCAGUCUGGAGCCGUCACGAAGAAGCGGUCGCCUACGAGGAGGGUGCGGUUCAUGGACGACAGCCAGCAUAAGAUUGCUGUCACCUCCAUCUAA
Messenger RNA from Drechmeria coniospora, 840 nucleotides. RefSeq lists its product as uncharacterized. The transcript has a single exon. Lineage: Eukaryota; Fungi; Ascomycota; Sordariomycetes; Hypocreales; Ophiocordycipitaceae. The record is from RefSeq and is a predicted model, not a curated record. The coding region runs from base 1 to 840 and encodes 279 amino acids.